Molecule: messenger RNA, 1431 nt
Organism: Salvelinus namaycush (lake trout)
Lineage: Eukaryota; Metazoa; Chordata; Actinopteri; Salmoniformes; Salmonidae
Gene: mfap2
Product: microfibril associated protein 2
Exons: 9
Coding region: 119-625 (168 amino acids)
Biological process (GO): embryonic eye morphogenesis
Cellular component (GO): microfibril
Source: RefSeq, a predicted model, not a curated record
CGGGGCGCUACAAUGUGGCGUUCGGUCAGAAGUUGCUAAAGACGGACGCAUGAGACUUGCGGAUCGCCGGAGCUAAAUUGAAAUAGAGUGUCAGUCUACCUCCACACAGACAGCGAUCAUGAGAGUCCUCCUACUGCUCUCCAUGCCAGUCCUCCUGCUAGCUCAGCCCCCCCUCUACCAAGAACCAUUUCCUUUCCUGGAGGACUAUGGCCCUGAUUAUUUCCCAGAUAAUCCUGUCACGGAUGUCCAGCAGCAGGUUCCCCAAACGUUACCUGGUCCCGAACGUCCUGGUCCUCACACCUUUCAUUAUUUAUUAUCAACUGAGCAAGAGACAGAGCCCACAGAACCUGGCCCCCUAGAUUGUCGAGAGGAGCAGUACCCCUGCACCAGACUCUACUCUGUUCACAAACCAUGCAAACAGUGUCUGAAUAGCCUCUGCUUCUACAGCUUGCGAAGGGUGUAUGUGAUCAACAAGGAAGUGUGUGUCAGGACCGUGUGUGCGCAUGAAGAGCUGCUAAGAGCUGACAUGUGCCGUGACCAGUUCUCUCGUUGUGGUGUAGCGGCGGUGAGUGGCCAGUGUGGGUCACUGGGGAGCAGCUGUGGGAAGAGCUGUGGAGGGUGUUGAGAACAUGGGACACAUCAGAGAACACCAGCCCAAAUACUGCCACAUCUCUAGGGUCCACAUCCCACCUUCCCAUCCCAUUUUCUGUUUAAUCUUUGACUGUAUUCCACAUACUUUUUGGUACCAAAGAACUCCCAUGUUUGUCUUUUCAUCUCGCCUCUCCUCCCUUUCAGAAUUACAUACAUAAUGAGAAGUGGGAUCAGUAGAACGUGUGUAUGGAUAAAUAUAUAUAUUCUUUUAUACUCAACAGAACAUUGAUGACUGUAUAAUGUCACUGGUGCUAUAAAAUCACUACCACACUGGUGCUAAGGAAUGGAAAUCAGCAAUCAGAGGCACAUAAAAAAGCAAAGUUUUUAUCUUGUUUUUUCUGCCUAAUUUGAUCCUAUAUUCUAAAUCAUUGUGUGAUGUUUGUUGUUGUUUACUAUACCGGUGUUGAAUAGCAGUCAUAGUACUGAGGGGACAGCUCUAUACCUGUGUUGAAAAGCCAGAGUGACAGCUACUGCUUACUGACCUCAACAACAGAGGCAUUAGCAAAACUCAAUCAUCCCACUGCCUUGGCACUGACUGGGUGGCAAGCAGCGACAAUCAGACUUGAAGAGACGGGUGCUGACCCCUGACUUCUCGAGUGUUAUUGUGUAACAUGGUCAACGUGACUAGAGCUACAGUGGCUGGUGACCUUGCAGUGAGUGCAUAGGUUCACAUAUCAGUGGCAAGAAGUGCGGCUCACAAAUUGUUACUGUACUACUGCUUUGUAAAACCCUUUCACUAUACUGGAGAAAAAAAUAAAUGUUUUUUUUACUACAACUUUA